UAAUGGAUAAGUGUGUCGAGAAGAAGAAUGAGGAGGAGGAACAAAAGGAAAGCAAAAUCUUCCAAAAUUCCAGAGACAUUGCAAUUUUUUGAAUUUAUCCAUUCUCUGCCCUCGAAAGCAUCAAAGUUUCCAGAAUCCUAAAAAAGUUAAAGAUGGCGAAAUCUGUCAGACCCCAUUAGUGCUUCCAAUUGACGUUUUAGACAAGAAGCAGACCAAGACAACCACCGAGUAAGCGUUACCUGUUCGAGUAUCAGAACAGCGGUUACAUCACUCGAUGUUCGGUGGAGGAAGAGGACCGAUGGGCGGCGGCAGAGGUAUGCUACGCGCCGCCGGAAGAGCCAUGACGAGGACCGGCGUCGCCAACGGCGGGAUUCAAGAGCCCUUCUCUUCUUCAUCUUCGUCUGCAAACGCAGGUGCUUCGAACGGCUCCCAUGGCGGAUGUGUUGGUUCAGCUUCCAGGAAACCCCAGAAGCCGAGUUCUUCUUCUGGGUCGAACAAUCUGGCGAUUGCAGUAUCUGGGUCGCCGUUGAAUUUUCCGGUGGCUGCGAAUCCCGGUCGGAGCGGUGGCGGUGCUUUUGCCCGUGUGAGUUCUGGAGUUUAUGAUGAUUUCGAGUGGGUAUCUGAAGAAGGAAGUGACGAGGAGUUUGUCUUUGGUUGUGUUCCUUCACUCGAUGAAGUCCAAGACGCUGUUUGUGCUCUCCAACAGGUUUUCGAUGGUAGUCCCCACCCUCAUCUUGUUAGAGACAAAUUCGAGUGCAACGAUAACGAAACCAGCCGAAUCACGAGCUCCAAUGGCAUGUUUCACUCUGCUUCUUCAUCUGGAUCAGAUCUUGACUGGUUGGAGCCUUCAAUGCAGCUUUGCCAUGCAAGAACCCUGCAGUCUCAUGGUUAUGACCACGUUUACAAUGCCUUUCAUCUGCUGCAAACUGAACCAUCCGUCCAGAGAAUGGUGGUGUCUUUGUCAUCUGACAAAGCUGUUUGGGAUGCUGUCAUGAACAACGAAGUGGUACAAGAGAUCAGGGAGUUGUACAACACGGGCAUAAGUCGAGCAGGGAAUGAUGAGUUGAGCUCAGACGACACUCCCGGGGAAGACAAUCCAGCAACUGAUUUCAUAAGGUGGGUAUUUGACAACACAAAGGCGAAAGCCAUGGAAGUGUUUGAGAAGAUAUUAAAGCUUGCAACCGAGUUCUUCAUCAAGAAACCCGAUGAAUCUAGCAACGGAAAAGACAUCAGAGCAAACGCUUGGCUUGAAGAAAAGCUAAGGACAUCGGUCCUUCUCUCCGUCGUGGUCCUGCUGGUCGUGAUCGUGUCUCGAGCCAGUCACAGGGCUUGAUGGAUCCAAUCCGACGACAUGACACAGAUGCUUUCUUUGUUCCCUAUGAAGUGCAUUCAGUCUUUGCUUGUUCACCCUUUCUUGCAAAACAUGUUUGUAGACUCUUGGUUUGUCUUUUUUUCUGACAUUAAACACUUGGGUUCUGGUUGUUUUCAUCUUUCUUGUAAAACAUGUUUGUAGAAUCUUGGUUUUUGUACUUUGAUGUUUGGCAUCCCA
This is a messenger RNA of Tarenaya hassleriana, 1549 nucleotides long. RefSeq lists its product as uncharacterized. The record is from RefSeq and is a predicted model, not a curated record. The transcript is spliced from 4 exons. Lineage: Eukaryota; Viridiplantae; Streptophyta; Magnoliopsida; Brassicales; Cleomaceae. Bases 275 to 1333 code for a protein of 352 amino acids.